Molecule: messenger RNA, 6426 nt
Organism: Triplophysa dalaica
Lineage: Eukaryota; Metazoa; Chordata; Actinopteri; Cypriniformes; Nemacheilidae
Gene: abcg4a
Product: ATP-binding cassette, sub-family G (WHITE), member 4a
Exons: 15
Coding region: 926-2860 (644 amino acids)
Cellular component (GO): plasma membrane
Molecular function (GO): ATP hydrolysis activity; ABC-type transporter activity; ATP binding
Source: RefSeq, a predicted model, not a curated record
GAUAAAAUUGACAUCUCCACCUGCCCCGUGUCGUACGAUGGCGCAAAUCCAACCCUGCCCUCACUUUCCUGCAGAGGAGGUUGUAAUGUAACCCACCCCACACAGUCUAGCGAGCAUCACAUUUAACAAAGCAUUGUAGCAUAACGGUGAAUACCAUUCAGUUUUUAAUCCGAAAAAAAAGAAACUAAACGUAAUUUCAAAUUGCAUAAUAUUAAAUAUGCAUAAUUUAAUUAUCUGGAAAUGUUAUCUCUAAAUAGAAGAAAAACACUACAAUGUGUAGGUAACUGAACUAUCACGGCUUCUUUUAUUGCCUCCCAUUUUUUAACGCGGGUUUAUUUCGGACAAGCCAUUUCAUCCUGCCAGUUACGCCCAGUAGCCCAGACCGCCGGGCGUGCCAGGAUACUCUGACCACUGCGCGCAAUAACCAGCUACUGCGGUGCAGCAUCCGGAGGAGCGCAACUCUUCUCCCCACAGCACCGUACGCGUCCUGGAUGACUGAUGUAGAUGCGCAAUGAUCGAGUCGCGGUUUGUCCUUCCAUCUCCUGUCCUAAACGAAACUCAUGCUUUAACAAGGAUGCUGCGUCUUUUUAAUUAUUCAUGACGCUUAUGUUUGUUUUGGAUGGAGAUUGUCUCCAGAUAUGAGUAUUUCUAAUAAACGAUAUGUAUGUGAUGUGUCACUGUUUUCUGAACGAGAAGAUCAUAUUCUCCUUCAUCGCUGAGCGGGAUCGGUUGUGUAACUGACGCGCACUGGGCAUCCUUUUUCUCGGCGGGACUAUUACGCUGCCCUCUCCUGUUGAUCGCUUCGGUGUGUACAUAUGAUGUAAUUGGGAGCGCAGGUAUGAAUUGGAUAUUUUUGUAAGGAUUGUCACUGCGAGCCCCUUGAGUCGUCUUUUGAUCAACUCUGCACGUCAAAAAAGCUCCAAGUAUGGCUGAAAAGCCUUCAGAGCCGGGGUCAGUUUCCAUACCCAUGGAGGAGACCAAACUUCAUGUAGGAGCUCCUCCAGAUGCUGCCAUGCUUACUCAUUUGAAGAAGGUGGAAAACCACAUCACAGAUGCGCAGAGGUUUUCUCACCUGCCUCGGCGUUCAGCGGUGGACCUGGAGUUUAGGGAGCUCUCAUACACCAUCCGUGAAGGCCCCUGCUGGAGGAGGAGGGGAUUUAAAGCCCUUCUAAAGUGUCUCUCUGGAAAGUUCUGCAAUCGGGAGCUUAUUGGAAUCAUGGGUCCCUCAGGGGCUGGAAAAUCCACUCUCAUGAACAUACUUGCUGGUUACAGAGAGACAGGCAUGAAAGGUCAGGUCCUGGUCAAUGGCCGACCCCGUGACCUCCGCACCUUCAGAAAAAUGUCAUGUUACAUCAUGCAGGAUGACAUGCUACUGCCACAUCUCACAACACGAGAGGCAAUGAUGGUCUCCGCUAACCUCAAACUAAAUGAAAAUAUGGAGGUUAAAAAAGAACUGGUGGAUGAGAUCCUGACAGCAUUAGGACUGCAGGAGUGUGCCCAAACUCGUACCAUCUCUCUGUCAGGUGGUCAGUGUAAACGGCUGGCUAUUGCUCUGGAGCUGGUCAAUAACCCCCCUGUCAUGUUCUUUGAUGAACCCACCAGUGGUCUAGACAGCGCGUCCUGUUUCCAGGUGCUGUCCCUAGUGAAAUCUCUGGCACAGGGUGGAAGAACUAUAAUCUGUACCAUCCACCAACCCAGUGCUAAACUCUUUGAGAUGUUUGACAAGCUUUAUAUCCUAAGCCAAGGUCAAUGCAUAUAUAAAGGGACAGUGCCUAACCUAAUACCCUACCUGAAAAACCUUGGACUCCACUGCCCAACAUAUCAUAAUCCUGCAGACUUUAUAAUUGAGGUUGCUUCAGGAGAAUAUGGUGAUCUGAACCAUGUGCUCUUUGAGGCUGUCCAGGGCGGCUUGUGUUCAGAUGAGGGCAAGAAAAACUCUGUUGACAAGAAUGACCCGACGACAUCUUGUAACUCCCAAUGUUAUACUGAUUCAGGCCCUAUUGAGAAACAUACGUUUGCUACCAGUUCCCUCACACAGUUCUGUAUUCUCUUCAAGAGAACCUUUAUCACUAUAUCCAGGGACGUGGUAUUAACCCACCUGAGGGUGAUGUCACACUUAUGUGUCGGUGUACUGAUUGGUCUGUUGUACCUGAACAUUGGAAAUGAUGCCAACAAAGUGUUUAACAACACAGGCUUCCUUUUCUUCUCUAUGCUGUUCCUCAUGUUUGCUGCACUCAUGCCCACAGUCCUGACAUUUCCACUCGAGAUGUCUGUUUUAAUGAGGGAACAUCUGAAUUACUGGUACAGUCUAAAGGCAUAUUACCUGGCUAAGACAAUGGCAGACAUUCCAUUUCAGGUCAUUUGUCCGAUUAUGUACUGCAGUAUAGUGUACUGGAUGACAGAGCAGCCUCCAGAAGCAGGCAGAUAUCUGCUGUUUAUGGCCUUGUCCACCUCCACUGCUCUAGUGGCUCAAUCUCUGGGGCUUCUUAUUGGAGCUGCAUCCACAUCACUCCAGGUCGCCACAUUCAUAGGUCCAGUCUCUGCCAUCCCGGUCCUGCUGUUCUCAGGCUUCUUUGUCAACUUUGACACCAUUCCCAAAUAUCUGCAGUGGAGCUCCUAUGUGUCAUACGUCAGGUAUGGCUUUGAAGGAGUACUUCUUUCUAUCUAUGGCAUGAACCGCUCAGAGCUAGACUGUCCAGUUAAAGUGUGUAAGUUUCAGAAACCAGAGGAGGUUUUACAGCUCCUGGAUGUGGAGGACGCUAAGCUCUACGUGGACUUCAUGGUGUUGGGGGCCUUUUUCUUAAUUCUGAGACUUGCCACAUACCUAGUCUUGCGUUAUAAAGUCAAAUCUGUGCGUUAGGAGCUUAUUAUUAGACAUAUAUUUGAUAUUAUAUAAAACACACAUAAAAUAAAUGCACAUUAACAUCCAUUUGUAUGCAGAAACCUUCAGACACCAAAACCACUGCACAUUGAUACCGGGGCCAUUAACUGGCAGUGCAACAAUAAUGUUCAUGUUUUUACUACUUGAAAAUGUUUUUAUUCUCGGAUGAGUAUAAAAUAGAAAAUAUUUUUACUUUGAUUUUCAUUUUUGAAUGUAUUACAUGCAGUUUUACUGUAAAAAUGCAUUGUACUCUAAUGUGACUUUGAACCUUGAAGCAUGUUGACAGGUCUGGAUGUUGUUAUAAUGACAAUCCCUUCAGAGCAUGUGGAUUGGCCAACAGGCAACAUAUGAAAAAGGGAUUGAGGGAUAGUCAUAUUGUUAAUGAAUUUCAUUCAGAUCCGGCUAAAAUGUUUUGGAAGAGAGUGUUCUGCAUGCCUCGGGCACUAUAGGACAAGCAUACAGCUGAACCAAGAACUUUGCUGAGCUUAAUCGGAUAUACAAGUUGACCAACCAGCGUAUCUUCAUUUUCGUUUUUGUCUUCCGACAAUACUCCUAGAAUUUAAGGAAUAGCAUUGACCUGCUGGAUUUAAAGAACCCUUUCUUUCAGUUCUGGUAAUUUUGGGAAAAGAAUUCCUGUCAGCCUAAAUCUGACCAUUUGAGGAAUGAUGCAGCAAGUGUCCUGAUGUGAACUGCCUGUAUUUUUUCCUGAGGGAAUCUGCUUGACAAACAUUUUGGCUGUCAGUAUCAAAUCCAUCUGUCCUGUUACCUUGACUUUCUGGACAACUGCCUGUAUGGAGGUUUUAGAGAUAAACGGCCAUACGUCUUGUUUUUUCUCUUUUGAAUUCAUUCAGUAGGGAUUAUACUCCUAUGAUCUAAAAGCUCCAAUAGUGACCAAAAAGGUGAAGAAUGUGAAUUGGGGCCGAUCACAAAAGCGCCUUUGAACUGAUUGCUUUUCAUUAGGAACGACAUUACGUGCAAUCCUGAUGUCUCACAUUAAAGGGGUAUUUCACUACCAAAUCAAAAUUUCCCCAUGUUUACUCACCCUCAAGACAUCCUAACUGAAUAUGUUUUUCUACUGGAAGAAUAAUCCAGCCAGAGUUAUAAUACAAUGCAUCAUUUUGCUUCCAAGAAGUAGAAUGGGAGUGAACGUUGUUGAUUUUUUGAAGCUCCAAAAAGUGCAUCCAUCGAUCAAAGAACUUCACUUGUUCCCGCAAAUGACAGUGACGAAAUCUCCCGCCAGAGUAGACAAUAUCCUAUUGGCUGAAAAUGAAAAAUGCAGCGUCGUCACCGGAACCUCCAAAACCCUGCGUCAUUUGCCAGAAAAAAACAAGCCUCUGGCUCACGCGCAUUCGAGAGAUGACGGAAGCUAGACAUCAACGUUAAUAGCUAUGCCAAUAUGGAUAUCUAUCUUAAACAAACGCAUCGAUUCGCUUCCGAAGACAUUUGUUAAGACCGCAGAGCUGUGUCGAGCAGUUCUUUGAUCAAUGGAUGCACUUUUUUGGAGCUUCAAAGAAUCAACUCCAGUUCACUUCCAUUCUAUGGCUUGGAAGCAACAUGAUUUGUCGUAUUUUAACUCACACUGGAUAAUUCUUCCAGACGAAAACCAGAUUCAGUUAAGAUACCUUGAGGGUGAUAUAUAAAACAUAGGGAAAUAUUGAUUUGGUAGUGAAAUAUCACUUCAAGCCUGUCUCAUAACAGCUGAACCUCGUGAUAUCCUCUUGUUAACGUCCAUCACUCAGGAUUUCAACAUUAGCUGUUAGCUGCACUAUAAAGUGAAUGACAUGACCACACACAGGCCAGAAUUGUUCGUCAUGAGAAACAUGGAAUGCUGGAUGAACAGUUUCUACAUCUUCCCUAUAAACCUGGAUGGAUUAAUCCUUGUCUCUUGUUUUCACCUUUAUGUACACUUCCCGUUCCUUGCUUCUGUGCCACCCAGCCAGGCAACUCAAUACUGCAAUGCAAACAUUUUCACAAAAGACUCUGUGAAAAUAUUUCUUCUAUGUGUUAUGUCUCCUUAUACAUUAAUGAAUACUUAUAUCCUGAAUAUAUACAAAAUGAAACUAAAUGUUAUGCUUCAAGCAAAUUGUAAAUACAUGUACAGUAUGCCCUUUUUGGUUUAUGUUGUUUAAUUGAAACUUUUUGGACGUUUAUUUGUAAUUACUUUUAUUUUUGUAUCCGUAAAUACAACAUGCACUGCUGGAAAGGGGGGUGUGAUGGGAAAAAGCAUGAGGAACUUGGAAUCAUAAAAUAGGAUUUCGCAAGGCAUUGUUUUGCAUAUUGUAAUCCCAAAAUACUCCCAAAUGAAGUUGUUUUUGCUAAAUAAUCAGCAGACGGUUCAUUUUAGGAGAUCUUAGUUAUGUUUUAGGAGCAUUACCCAUUGGGCUUAACCAAGCUGUUUUGUCAUUUGAGAAAUAAAAAUGCAAAAUAGGGGUUAGCCAUCAGAACGAAGAUUCUCAUUAGUUAGUAGCAUUUAGCUUUUACACAUAGUACUGUAAGGUAUGAUUGCUCUUUUCAAGAAUAAUCUGUCCACUGAAACAUUGCACACAGCUUUAAAGAUGAUAUUUUGAUCAUUCUGCAAUCAAAAAUGCUGCUUUGAUAGCUAUGUUUUAUUUUUUUUUGCCAUAUGGUAUACCCAGGGAAAACCAAGGUCAGCCAAGAUCAUAUAGGUGAGCACCCAUGGAUGCAUUUGAGGCACAGACUCCAUUCACAAAAGCAGAACAGACUCGGAGAUCGAUAAAAGCCGAGCAGACUAAAUCUUUUCUAUUCAGGAGUCCACAACUGAGCGUUUAAUAUUGUGUGGUAGUAACCAAUCUGCAGCCUGGCAGAUAAAAGCGUCUUAUCAGUUCGGUUUCCUUUGGCGUCGCUAGAUUCGAGCAAAAAUUGACAAGAUUUAUUUUUCCUUUAAUGGUAUAAAGGUGUAACAGAACGUGAAGUUUCGAUCUAUAGUGUGGAGAGUAGGGUAAUACCUAUUUCUUAUAGCAAUACUAUAGUCAUUUUCUGUGCCUAGUGAGUGUUAUUUCCUAUUUAAUCCUUGAAUGUUCCGCAUAAUUCCUGUGGUUGUCUAUCAAUUCUCUAUUGUACAAAUCACCAUUUUGUGUUUAUGUGCUAUUACUGUAUAUGUUUGUACGGGUUACUGUACAUGGAGCCUCAGCCGAGAGACACCAGAUUCAAACACUUAUAAUUACCACUUAUGUUUAAGGAACUAGUAUUGGAUCCAUUUUAAACAUUCAUCACAUUCUUUGUAACGCAUCAUGCAUGCCUUGACAAAUACAUAUUACAACAAUACUCAAAGAUUAGACAAAAGAUGAGCAGGUGAAGUGUAAUGGGAUUGUGAAAUAUUAAAAUAAGAGUUAUGUUUAUUCAGUUUUAUGUAUGAAAAUAUUUUGCAGGGUUUUGGCUUGCAUCGCAAUUGUGUAAAUUGUGUUCAGAAAACAUGAUUUAUUGCAGUUUCUGCAUAUUUGUUAUGUUUGUCUCAUCAGAAAUGCAAGUUAUACGCGCUAAACCAUGUUUAAAUGAUUAUAAUAAAUGCAUUUAUAUAUAACUAA